Messenger RNA from Cryptomeria japonica (Japanese cedar), 1481 nucleotides. RefSeq names its product ankyrin repeat-containing protein At5g02620-like. Gene Ontology annotation, cellular component: plasma membrane. The transcript is spliced from 4 exons. Gene Ontology annotation, molecular function: protein phosphatase regulator activity; protein phosphatase 1 binding. The coding region runs from base 72 to 1481 and encodes 469 amino acids. NCBI's taxonomy places the organism in Eukaryota, Viridiplantae, Streptophyta, Pinopsida, Cupressales, Cupressaceae. The record is from RefSeq and is a predicted model, not a curated record.
UCAACAAACAUAAAUCACACGUUCAUUUACCCUUGGCAAUUCUUUCAGAACAUCUUAUCUAAUUCAAGGCAAUGAUUUUGGGUCCUUAUUUUACAGGUUUGGUGGAUCAUAUAGUAAAAUCGGGUUAUGCAAAGCAAUUAAUCCAAGAAAGGGGCGAAAAUGGCAACACAACCUUGCAUAUAGAUGUUGCAAGGAACCGCGUGCAAAUAAUUCAGAAGUUAAUAGAUUUUGAGGGCGAAAUGUGUUACUGGGUUAAUGACAACCACGAAACUCCGCUUUGUGUGGCAGCGAAAUUGGGUCAUCUGGAAGCACUGCAAAUGUUGAUAAAUUGGAGGCCAGACUCUGCUGAGAUACAGAAUAGUUGUGGAAUGUCUGCCCAAGUUAGCCAAGUGCGAAUUGUUGAUCACCUGAAUAAUACGGUAGGCUUGUCAUACUUGGUGAACAAGGGAGUAGACAAGCCACAUCCGGAGGAAACGCCCCUGGGAAGUGGAGGAAGUACAGAUCCUGCCGAAAAAAAGGAUCAUUUUUUAAAGAUAAGUGAAGGAGACACGCCUCUGCAUAUCGCAGCCAGGAAAAAAAACUUGAAUAUGAUUAAUUCGUUGCUGCGUAUACGCGGGAUAAACACAUUUGCCGUUAACAAGAAAGGCUCAACGGCCCUCGACAUUCUAACUAGUUAUCCUUUCAAAGGCAAGCCUUUCCUGUACAGCGCUCCAAAGGUGAGCCCACAAAAGUAUGAGAAUGCCAUUAACAUGGUGAACAAAACAUAUGAUGACAGGCGCAACACAGAAUUAGUGGUGGCAGUGUUGUUAGCCACAAUGUCAUUUACGGCGGCUUUCACUGUUCCAGGCAGUUUCGUGACGGACGAUGGGAAUGGAAACGCGGACUCAAGGAUAAGAUCGGGAACUCCACCUGCGCCUGGAUUAGACUCAGUCAAGAGUUUAGGCUCGCCGAUUCUGCUAGGGUUGGACUCCUUCAAGCUAUUUCUCAUCUUUGAUUGCCUAGCAUUUUUUCUGUCCCUUUUCGUUGUGCUUUUGUGGCAGAUGAGUACGCCUAUCACCACGGGAAAUAAGAUAUUGUUCGUCUGUGCCACCAACCUAUUGGUUUGUGCCACUUUUUCCUUUACGGCCUAUGGCUUCAUGGCCGCAGUGUAUGCUAUGCUUGACCGCAUGGCUCACAAGCUGGCUUGGUUCAUUCUUGGGGCGUGCUUGAUCAUCUGCGGCUGUGGUAAUUUAACUUUUUUCUACAUGGCUGCAAAGUUUUCCGUCAGGAAAGCCAGAUUUAACUACCUCAAUGGCCUUGUUCCUUUUCUUCCUGACCUUGUGGGGGAGUGGGUGUGGAUGAAACUAGAAAGAUGGGGGCUUUUGGACUUGGUGCGCCGGUCCAAAAACAAGUGGCUUGCCAUCUUUUACUGCAAUAGCCACGAAAAAGAUAUGCCUCCUAGUAUCGAAGAUAAAGAACACUCGGCGAUGGAUAAGGUUUGA